Messenger RNA from Arctia plantaginis, 1272 nucleotides. The record is from the annotation of a GenBank genome assembly. Lineage: Eukaryota; Metazoa; Arthropoda; Insecta; Lepidoptera; Erebidae.
AUGUCUCUUCAAGAAUUUUUAGUAGAAAAGUUUAGUCAGUUUCAACCCCCCGCCCCUGAAGUGAUAAGUCGGAGCAAAUACUCGGUUACCCUCGACUGGAGUAAUAUAGAACCAUUUGAAUUUAUCGCCGAUCGCCUGCUGUACAGACUUGAGAAGGACAAUAAGAUACCGCCUUGGAUUGUAGUAUACAGAGGUGGUAAAACAAAAAAAGAAAUAGACAAUUUAGCUCCAAGACACCCUCACAAGUUUAGAUUGAAAGUAAUUGUACAGACAGAAGCAGUACCCACCCUUGCUGACAGAGCUGUGCUUUUCUAUGGGAGUGAAGAGGCUGUAUAUGAAAAAUUGAGUGGAUUAAAUGACAAAGACCAAAACAGUGAUGGUGAUAAUAAAAUGUCUAUACCAAAUAUAACGGUUACACAAAAUUUAGAUGAUAUUGAAACACGCGGAAAAGCGGACGAGUUAAAACCUGUUUUAAGGCCAUCAUCAGCAGGAAAUCGUCCAGAACACAAAUGGUUAGAGUGCCAGUGGUCCGAGGAGAGGUGGACCAACACAGACACCGACGGCACCUCCAUCAUGUGCUUCUGCAUGGCCGUGCGCUGUGGGUUCAUCAAAGAGCUCCAGUGCAUGCUUGAAGAGAGGCCAGAACUCAUCGGUAUCCUGAACCCAACGAACGGCUUCAGUCCUCUGGCGACAGCCGUCAGAAAAGGAGACAUAAACACGAUAAGAUUCGUGUUGUCGGCUGGCGCGGAUGUGAACCAGCCCUCUGCCACCGGACAAACGCCGCUGCACCUCGCGGUACUCGCGGCGCGGAUACCCAUCGCAGAACUGCUACUUGAGAAAGGUGCUGACUUUCAGGCAGGUGACGUAAAUGGACUACGCGUGGAGCACUACGCAGUAGAGUCGUGUGAUUUGGAGAUGAUUCGCUACAUUCUGGACAAGGGGGGGGACAUCCACGCUCAAGACAACAACGGCUGGACACCGCUUUUCAGAGCACUGUGUCAGGGGGCCACGACAGCUAUCAUAGAGGAACUGGUGAUGCGUGGCAGUGACUUGACAGUAGCAGACGGAGCUGGACUGCCACUGACAUCCGUGGCGAGGAUCAUGAAUAACAGGCAUGGUCGCAACCGGGACUCCGUGCUUCGGCUGGUGGAUAUGAACUAUCCCCACGAGAUUGCAAUGGCAAACUUCACGCGUCUCACCAAGAAAAUCCACAACGUCCACACGAUACUUAGACUGCCUUCACUUUCUAAGAAGCCUAAUCUUAGACAAUAA